This is a messenger RNA of Salvelinus sp. IW2-2015, 438 nucleotides long. The record is from RefSeq and is a predicted model, not a curated record. Lineage: Eukaryota; Metazoa; Chordata; Actinopteri; Salmoniformes; Salmonidae.
AUGACGAGACGUGGAACUGGAGACAUGGACCAGACCUGUAACUGUCUUCAUGCAGGGRUCUCUCAYCUGGUGAGAACACAGCAGGUUGUCACAGCAACCCUGGGAGAGGARGCUCACUUCAGCUGCAGGCUCAUGAAACCCAAAGAUGUGCUUCAAGUCACCUGGCAGAAAGAGACAUCAGGGGCGACUGAAAAUGUGGCCACCUACAACAAACGAUUUGGACCAGUAGUCAACCCACCUUUUCAGAGGAACGUGGAGUUUGAAGACGAGGGACUGCACUAUCGUCAUCAGAGGAAUGUGGAGUUUAAAGACGAGGGACUGCAGAACUGCACUAUCGUCAUCAGAGGAGUGUCAAGAGGAGACGAGUCCUGCUACAAGUGUCUGUUUAACGCCUAUCCAGAUAGAGCUAUCAGUGGCAGGUCCUGUGAACAGCUGUGA